AUGAUGAUUGUUUUGAUUGCAAUCAUUUGGAAAUUUUCAUCAUCGGAAAAGUAAAAAAUCAACUUCCGAACGAGAAAAUUCCGUCUAAACAUGCCGAAAUCCCGCGAUGAAGUGUGCCAGCUGAUGGACAAACUGCUGCUCCACUCGCUGGAGCUGAUGGAGCAGGAAGUGAGGCUGAAAACCACCAUCGAAGCCGUCACCAACGAUGGUCAGCUGGACUUGGCGCACACUCGGUUCACCAAGGGGGCGCACUCGGUUUCGGCGGUUCAGCUUCCGACCGAGGACUACCGGGAUUUCAGUGCACUGAACUCGCUGACCGAGGAUCGGGACGAGCUGGGACAGGUCCAGUUGUCGCUGGACAACCACCCGGUGGACAAGGAAACGAGUCACAUCGAUCCGAUCAGGUGGUUCGGCAUUCUGAUUCCGGCGACGUUGCAGAGCGCGCGGACCAAGUUCGGGCGGGCACUGGAGUACGUGGUUGAGUGCGGCAACGUGCAGAUUCAGCUGAGGAAUGUUCUGCUGAACUACGGCGCGCUGAAGCGACUGAAGGCGGAGUUGUGAUAAUGCUGAGAAUGCUGAAUAUAUCUUAUAAAUAUGUAACGUAUUAUUUAAUCGUUUAGUUUAAAUAAAAUUGAUAAAAUUUUG
Aedes albopictus (Asian tiger mosquito) is the source of this 645-nucleotide messenger RNA. Its product is annotated as coiled-coil domain-containing protein 115-like. The record is from RefSeq and is a predicted model, not a curated record. The coding region runs from base 91 to 561 and encodes 156 amino acids. Gene Ontology annotation, biological process: vacuolar proton-transporting V-type ATPase complex assembly. The transcript has a single exon. Lineage: Eukaryota; Metazoa; Arthropoda; Insecta; Diptera; Culicidae.